Molecule: messenger RNA, 1430 nt
Organism: Tupaia belangeri chinensis (Chinese tree shrew)
Lineage: Eukaryota; Metazoa; Chordata; Mammalia; Scandentia; Tupaiidae
Gene: TLX1
Product: T cell leukemia homeobox 1
Exons: 4
Coding region: 1-606 (201 amino acids)
Biological process (GO): regulation of transcription by RNA polymerase II; animal organ development
Cellular component (GO): nucleus
Molecular function (GO): RNA polymerase II cis-regulatory region sequence-specific DNA binding; DNA-binding transcription factor activity, RNA polymerase II-specific
Source: RefSeq, a predicted model, not a curated record
AUGGAGCACCUGGGCCCCCAUCACCUCCACCCGGGCCACGCGGAGCCCAUCAGCUUCGGCAUCGACCAGAUCCUCAACAGCCCAGAGCAGGGGGGCUCCGUGCCGGGCGUCAACAAUCUCACCGGCCUCACCUUCCCCUGGAUGGAGAGUAACCGCAGAUACACCAAGGACAGGUUCACAGGUCACCCCUAUCAGAACCGGACGCCCCCCAAGAAGAAGAAGCCGCGCACGUCCUUUACGCGCCUGCAGAUCUGCGAGCUGGAGAAGCGUUUCCAUCGGCAGAAGUACCUGGCUUCGGCUGAGCGCGCCGCUCUGGCCAAAGCGCUCAAAAUGACCGACGCGCAGGUCAAAACCUGGUUCCAGAACCGGCGAACGAAGUGGAGACGGCAGACCGCGGAGGAGCGCGAGGCCGAGAGGCAGCAGGCGAACCGCAUCCUCUUGCAGCUGCAGCAGGAGGCCUUCCAGAAAAGCCUGGCGCAGCCGCUGCCCGCCGACCCGCUGUGCGUGCACAACUCGUCGCUCUUCGCUCUGCAGAACCUGCAGCCAUGGUCCGACGACUCCACCAAGAUUACCAGCGUCACGUCGGUGGCUUCCGCCUGUGAGUGAGCCAGACCUCUCUGCCCAGUAAGGGCUCGCCGCUGAGGCCCAAAAGCCAGGACUCUUCCUCGGAUCUCCCGGCCUCGGACUUUAGGCCGAGGGUGUCGCUGGGCACUCGUGCCAAUACUGCUCUCUUCCGUGGAAGAGCCUGAGGGACUGGACAAGACAGCCUCCCAGCCGCCACAUGGCCCAUGCCUGCCUGAACCAUUAAGAGUCUUCUCCGUUGGCAUCUAUGUCAUUUCAUUCUGAUUUUUAAUGUGGGACGGUGACAGAGACAAGGGGCGUGGGGGAGGAAGAGCUCCUGGGGUCCCCAGGGCUGCCUUCUGAACUUGCCCUGAGAAACCAUCGGUUUGUGUUCGGUGCCUCAUCACACACACACACACACGAAUACUCAUAGGCCCACACAGGGGGUUGCUAUUGUCUCACCUGGUGUCACCCCAGAGCCACAUGCGGGAACUAUGGCAGAGGGUGAUGCACACACAGGGUCAUAGCUUUCACACUCUUGACCUUCAAGAUCACGCACAGGCCAGGAGCCACCAGACUCCUUGUGAACAGCAUGGCACUUCCCCUCACACAGACCCAAGGCCAUGGCCACACUGUGACAUUCCACCCUACACACAACAGCCUCACCUGGCCUGCCAGGCCACACCACACACCCAGCCGCACCUAGGUACGCACAUACCCGUUUCCAAACUUAGCCCGUUGCUCCAGAUCCUGUUGGUAGGGGGGGUUUAAGUUAUGCACUUAUAAGGUGUUUUCUGUGUAACCAUUUUAUAAAGUGCUUGUGUAAUUUAUGUGGAAAAAAAUAAAACCCUCCGCAUCAGGAGUCAGGA